Molecule: messenger RNA, 1378 nt
Organism: Tribolium madens (black flour beetle)
Lineage: Eukaryota; Metazoa; Arthropoda; Insecta; Coleoptera; Tenebrionidae
Product: isovaleryl-CoA dehydrogenase, mitochondrial
Exons: 6
Coding region: 96-1349 (417 amino acids)
Biological process (GO): L-leucine catabolic process
Cellular component (GO): mitochondrion
Molecular function (GO): flavin adenine dinucleotide binding; 3-methylbutanoyl-CoA dehydrogenase activity
Source: RefSeq, a predicted model, not a curated record
ACAAGCAAUUGUGAUUACAGAAACAACCUUGAUAAAAAUUUAUUAUCAUUCUUUCAACACACUCAGUCCAUUUAGGUUAUUAAAAACAGUGAAUAAUGGCUUAUCGACUAUCAUCCCUUUUACGAAACUUUACAAAAGUCACUACAGUGAACUGCAGAACUGUCUCCCAACACUAUCCCAUCGACGAACAUAUUUUUGGCCUCACAAACGAGCAAAUCCAGCUACGAGAAACGGUAUUUAAUUUUACACAAAAAGAACUAGCUCCCAGGGCGAAUGAAAUCGAUAAGAAGAAUGCAUUUAGUGAUCUGAGGAAUUUUUGGAAAAAACUCGGAGAUUUGGGCGUUUUAGGAAUAACUGUUAACCCCGAAUACGGGGGCACGGGGGGCUCUUACACCGACCACGUGGUCAUCAUGGAAGAACUCUCCCGUGCUUGCUCCGCCAUAGCCCUCAGCUACGGUGCCCAUUCAAACCUCUGCGUCAACCAAAUCCACCGCAACGGCACCGAAGCCCAAAAACAAAAGUACCUCCCGAAGCUCUGUUCCGGCGAGCACAUGGGGGCCCUCGCCAUGUCCGAGCCCAACUCCGGCUCGGACGUCGUCUCCAUGAAGCUCCGCGCCGAGAAAAAGGGCGAUUUUUACAUCCUCAACGGCACCAAAUUCUGGAUCACGAACGGCCCCGACGCCGACGUGCUCGUCGUCUACGCCGUGACCGACCCCCACGCCAAGAAGCCCCAACACGGCAUUUCGGCCUUCAUCAUCGAAAAGACAUUCCCGGGGUUCAAAGCCGGCCCCAAAUUGGACAAGCUGGGGAUGAGGGGUUCAAACACCAGCGAGCUGAUUUUCGAGGAUUGUAAAGUCCCCAAGGAGAAUCUAUUAGGGGCGGAAAAUAAAGGGGUGUACGUUUUGAUGAGUGGGUUGGAUUUGGAGAGACUUGUCUUGGCGGGGGGGCCCUUGGGGAUCAUGCAAGCUUGCUGCGAUAUCACUUUCUCGUAUGCCCACGUGAGGAAGCAAUUCCAGACCAGGAUUGGCGAAUUCCAACUCAUACAGGGGAAAAUGGCCGACAUGUACACCACGCUAGGGGCGUGUCGAAGUUACUUGUACAACGUUGCCAAAGCUUGCGAUAACAAGAAAGUCAACAGCAAGGACUGCGCUGGAGUCAUUCUAUACUGUGCUGAGAAAGCGACUCAGAUGGCUUUGGAUGCGGUGCAAAUAUUAGGUGGCAACGGUUACAUCAACGAUUACCCAACCGGAAGACUUCUCCGAGACGCCAAAUUGUACGAAAUCGGCGCCGGGACGUCCGAAAUUCGAAGACUGCUCAUUGGAAGAACGCUCAAUUCUGAAUACUCAUAAAUAUUUUUCCAAUAAACUGUUUUGUGCAA